Molecule: messenger RNA, 395 nt
Organism: Vanessa atalanta (red admiral)
Lineage: Eukaryota; Metazoa; Arthropoda; Insecta; Lepidoptera; Nymphalidae
Exons: 3
Coding region: 50-367 (105 amino acids)
Source: RefSeq, a predicted model, not a curated record
UUUAGAAACCUAUUUUAUAAAUUUUAAGGAAUCCUUGCAUGAAAGAAGCAUGGGUGAAGGCAUCAUUAUUUUCGCUCUAUGGUAUAUAGUCAUUGCCUACAAUUAUUUGAUUGAAAACUGCGCCAGCAUCGAGAAGAAUAGUGACGCUCAAAGCAAAUCAUCACAGAUUCCGGAUUUUAUAAUAAAAUCUUUAAGUGUACUCGAAGCAGACGUAAAGGAAGAUGAUAUACCCAUUACCGAAGAAAUAGUAACGCUAGAUGUUACUAAAGAACCCGAUAAACUUGCUGAAACUGUUGAACCAGCCAUUGACAAUAAUGAAGACACUUCUGUAGACGAAUUCAUACAUGAAGAAAUAGAUGAAGAAUAAAAAUGUAAUCGUAACGGAAAUUUAAAAA